Molecule: messenger RNA, 1993 nt
Organism: Nothobranchius furzeri (turquoise killifish)
Lineage: Eukaryota; Metazoa; Chordata; Actinopteri; Cyprinodontiformes; Nothobranchiidae
Source: RefSeq, a predicted model, not a curated record
AUGUCCAGCACCAGGUCCACGUCCAAGUCCAUGUUUGUAUCCAGCUGCAGGUCCAGAUCCAUGUCCAGCACCAGGUCCAUGUCCAAGUCCAUGUUCGUAUCCAGCUGCAGGUCCAGGUCCAUGUCCAGGUCCAUGUCCAGUUCCAGGUCCAGAUCCAUGUCCAGCACCAGGUUCAAGUCCAUAACCAGGUCCAUGUCCAAGUUCAUGUUCACGUCCAGCUCCAGGUCCAGAUCCAUGUCCAGCACCAAGUCCAUGUUUAUGUCCAGGUCCAGGUCUGAGAUGCGUCUAUUAUUUUUUCUCAAAGCCUUAAUUUCAUCUGCUGGAUUGUUUUGUCGUCUGCUCACCCAAGUCCAAGUCAUGAUUAAAUACAUUUCUAAACUCUUAAGGCUGAUUGCUGUGUUGAAACAGAAUCAACAACAUCUGCGUGAAAAGGUCUCAGAAAUACCAUUUAUCUGGUAAUUCACAUAAAGAUAAACAGAACGGACUUAGUACCGUCAUUAACGAACAUGUUGUUUUUCAGACUGGUGUUGCUGUAAACUGGUCUUCUCAUCAGUAACUGGCCUGAUUGGGAGGUGUGACAUCAGGCAGGCCUUAAGAUCAUCUGCCUGCUUCCCCCCAUCCCAUCCCUCACCUUUUCUUUUGUACCUGACAGUGGAGCUACAUUUCCAGCCUACCCUACACACACACUCGGAGACCCUGCAGAUGUCUGAAGCGGGCGCUUGCCAGCAGCCCAGAUGCAUUUGCGACUCUUUGCCAUUGUGAUGUCCUUCCUAUGUGAGGUGAUCAGGAUGGGGUCCAGUGUGGUGCAGAGGCAGAACGUUCACAAAGAGACGUCAGAGGACUGUCAGAGCUGUCUGGAGUGUUCACGGGACAACGGUUGUGUUCGUUGCCCAGAGCGACUCUUCCUGUUUCUCCAGAGGAGGGGAAUAUCCCACCAUGGGACUUGUCUUCAUUUCUGUCCAACUGGACACUUUGGACAGAGAGGAAAGGAUCCCAACCGCUGCAUGAAAUGUCGCUCCUCGGACUGCGAGCAGUGCUUCAACCAGGACUUUUGCACCAAGUGUAAGCCUGGCUUCAGGUUGUAUAGAGGGAAGUGUCUGAUCCGCUGCCCAGAGGGAACCUUCACCCACCAAGCAGACUGCCUUGAGGAAUGUCCCCUGGCUUUGCUAGGAGAGUGGAGUGAAUGGAGCGUCUGCAGUCGUGACGGCACCACCUGUGGGUUCAGAUGGGGAAAGCAGACCAGGUUGAGGCCAAAAAUCCCAUCUGAAAGGACGUCUGAAGAAAAAGAGGCCCUGCUGUGUCCGACUGACAGCGAGACACAAAGAUGCAGAAUGAGGAAAAAAUGUCCCACAGAAAAGAGACGGAAUAAAAAAGGACUUGGAAGGAAGAAAGAGAAGAAACGACUACGGCAGCUCGCCAUCAGCAGCUCCUCCAACUCAACCACAGACUCACACAGAGAACCCUGAGGGUGGUUCUGGUACCAUAGAGAAGGUUCUUCAUCAGAAGCUGCAGCAGAACAGAAACGUUUAGCAAUAUUUAAAUCAACAAUUCACUUUUCACUCAUUCAGUCUAAACAGGAACUAGUUCUGCUCUGUAGUCACACCAACUGUUUAUGGUUGAGGUUUUUCUGCUCAUUCAGUUUCUGACUCUCUGGUUUCUUUUCUCCAGAGUACAAAAAAUAUAUAUAUAAUAAAGAAGCAAUUCUAAAUUGUUUUCAUCUGAUCUGAAUUCUGAUGUUGCACAAAAAAUGACUGAAAAUUUUAAGUUUUUCAGUUUAAUAUUUAUCCGAUUUUGAGACAAAACCAGAUUUUUGUUCCUCUCAGAAAAUGUUUAUAUUAAAACAAAACUCAAAUCAGCUGAUGGUUGUAAUUUCUGUUUGUUAAAACCUGGUUUGUGAUGUUUUUGUGUUGCAGCAGAAGGAAAAACGCCAUUUCCUUAUGCAUGUUGACACUUUUACAGAUGGUUCAAAUAAAGCUUUUGUCAAACAAGGUGA